UUCGAUAUUACAUUGCCGAUCAACAGAAUCACCUAAGGUGAGCACAUAGAUUUAUUCAUCAUAGUCCAUUUGUAUGAACUAUGAACUCUGCUUUUACAGAGAUACUAGGUUGUACUCUGGCGGUUUGUCGCCAUCUAGAGCGAACUAAUACUGUCUUUGGAUAAUGGAGAUGGCGGAAUGCCACUGACUACCCUUACCGUCCUAGUUCUCGAGUCUCGAACGAAGACAGCCAGCCAGGUAACCCGGUCACGUGAUAUUAAUAUCGCACAUGCACAUUCAUAUGAACCAUUGCCAAAUAAUGUGACUUUGCCCCUUCUCUUAGUGCCCUCAGUCGUAUUGAAUCUCUCAAACACGGUCAACCUGGAUAUGUUACAACAAGGUGCAACCGCAAACCAACUUCGAACUGAAUGGACGGAUUGAAGUGUAAUGUAAACUGCAAGACAGAACUAGGAUAUUUCAAUACAGGAAGUCACAUAAUUUACCUGGAUACUUAUUAGACUGCAUGCUUGCGCGAACAUCGUUUAUGAGAACGACAGGUAUCUACUACCUGUGGCUUUUGAAGAAGACAAGAAAAUAAAAAGGUCCUUUCUGACAGACAGAAACCCCCCCGUUCUGCGAACCGGUCCUCUCCACCUCCCAGCAUUCAUACAGCCCAGGACCCAGCUCAAAGAGAAGCGGACAUGGCUCAGGAGAAAGCGGAUGAGAGCGAGGCCGCCCAGACACAGCAACAGCCCCCCUCCCCAUUGGCUCAGAGUGGCGCUGAUGGAUCUAGUACCUAUUUUAACCAACAGGUCCCCAUUCCCCAGGAUGACAGACAGGUGUGGUUUAGUUUCCGUAAGCUGUGGGCCUUCACUGGCCCAGGGUUCCUGAUGAGCAUCGCCUACCUAGACCCAGGAAAUAUUGAGUCAGACCUGCAGUCAGGUGCCAAAGCAGGGUUCAAGCUCCUGUGGGUUCUGCUGGGAUCCACCGUCAUUGGUCUGCUGCUGCAGAGACUGGCGGCUCGACUGGGCGUGGUCACGGGGAUGCAUCUGGCCGAAGUUUGCCAUCAGCAGUACCACGCUGUGCCGCGCAUUAUCCUGUGGUUGAUGGUGGAGCUGGCCAUCAUUGGUUCGGACAUGCAGGAGGUCAUUGGUUGUGCCAUUGCAUUCAACCUCCUCUCCUCUGGCAGGAUACCUUUGUGGGGAGGGGUACUCAUCACCAUUAUCGACACAUUUGUGUUCCUGUUCCUAGACAACUAUGGUCUGAGAAAGCUGGAGACCUUUUUUGGCCUGCUUAUUACAAUCAUGGCCGUCACUUUUGGAUAUGAGUAUGUGAUGGUGCGUCCAGAUCAGGGCGAGCUGCUGAAGGGGAUGUUUGUGCCCCGCUGUCAGGGAUGUGGUCCUUCCCAGAUGGAGCAGGCUGUGGGCAUCGUAGGAGCUGUCAUCAUGCCACACAAUAUCUACCUCCACUCUGCCCUGGUCAAGUCUCGGCAGAUUGAUCGUUCCAGCGCGAAAGAGGUCAAGGAGGCCAAUAAAUACUUUUUCAUCGAGUCAACCAUCGCACUCUUCGUCUCCUUCCUCAUCAAUGUAUUUGUAGUGGCCGUUUUCGCAGAGGCUUUCUAUGGACGCACAAACAUGGAAGUGCACGACGUGUGUAAUGCGACGCACGGUCUUCACGCAGAUUUGUUCCCCUUUAACAACGAGACACUGCAAGUGGACAUCUACAAAGGGGGAGUGGUCCUGGGCUGUUUCUUCGGCCCUGCAGCACUCUAUAUAUGGGCCGUGGGAAUCCUGGCAGCAGGUCAGAGUUCAACCAUGACUGGAACCUACUCGGGGCAGUUUGUCAUGGAGGGCUUUUUGAACCUGCGCUGGUCUCGAUUCUCCCGGGUGUUGCUGACCCGCUCCAUUGCCAUCACGCCCACCCUGCUAGUGGCCAUCUUUCAGGACGUCACCCAUCUCACGGGGAUGAAUGACUUCCUCAACGUGCUGCAGAGCAUGCAGCUGCCGUUUGCCUUGAUUCCCAUUCUCACUUUCACCAGUUUGUCAUCCCUCAUGAGUGAAUUUGCCAAUGGAUUGUUUUGGAAGAUUUGGGGAGCAGUUAUGGUCUUGCUGGUGUGUUGCAUCAACAUGUAUUUUGUCGUCAUCUAUGUUGCCACUCUGAACAAUAUCUGGCUCUACGUGCUGGCUGCUUUUCUCAGCAUAGCAUAUUUGGUAUUUGUCGGUUACCUGGCAUGGCUAUGUCUGAUAGCACUUGGGAUGUCCUGUCUGGAUGUCUUCGGCCGGGUCCAGAAUGACACAAUGGUGCUGAUAGAGCAGCGGCCAGAGUUUGACACCUGAAAACGGCUCUUCUCCCUUCUGUAUGCGUGUGUGUGAGUGUGUGUGUGAGUGUGUGUGUGUGAGUGUGAACGUGCAUGCAUGUAUGUGUUGGGGGGGUGUGUGGAUGAAGUACGGACAAUAAACAUUUAUUGAGUGAAUUUUUACUUUUUUGUAUUGAAUUUAAUUGCCAUGUUGGGACUUGCUAUGUCUGCACUCUGUACUAUUUUAGGGGCAGAAUUGCUGUAUAUCUUCAAAUGGUUGGAAACACAAGGAAUGCUCUUGUUUUGAUGUCGUGGUCAAUGGGAUCUUGACUGCCAUGGAAAAAUACUUUUGUAACACGGUAUGAGCUCGACAGAUACUUAGCACGCUUGAACCACUGAGAGGCACUGUCGACUCCCAACUGAAAAGCAUCAGACUAGCAGUGCUGUAUUCUGAGUAACAAACAUUAAAUGCCAUGAACUUUUACAUAUUGUGAAAAUGAAUCACCGUUUUGUUUAACUGCAGAUACACAAUUUUUUUUAUCUGUAUGACCUCAUUUGUAUGUACAUCCAGAUGCAAUUGCUAUCAUUCUGUGCAUUAGGUUCACAUGCAUGAUGUUGUGGAUGUUUGGAAUUCCUAGGCUGGUGUACAAUUUUACAUUUGUGUCAUAAAAUAUCCGGGGAGUAAGACUGGCAUAUUCACUGUUCUAUGAGAUGCUGUUACCCCGUGAAAGAGUGGACGGACAUUUUUUCCUCAUGUUGUGGUGGCGGGGAACUGUUUCCUGUCAUGGAAGCAACAGCCUUAUGUAAGGAGGGUCUACCCACCUCCUUUCUGUGUUUUUGUUUUUCUCAAUGAGCCAGUCUUACCCUGCGUAGGCCUCUCUCUCAGCCUGUCCUGCAGGCCCCUUUCCUGGAAACAUAGCCCAGUAGAGGCCACUCAGGGGCAGAGGAGGGAGGUGGAGGGGGGCUUCUUCCUGUAAAUCACAUGAUCCUGGACCUAAAGUCCCAACCCUACAUACAUUUCAGAUGUGACCAUCUCCAUAGUCUCUGGGCUGUUUCAAUGUUGUUAGCAGAGUGUUGUUCAGUCCUUUAAGUAAGUACGGACGCGUAUGGACGUGUAUGUAAGAUUUACUGAGUUUGGAGGUAUAUAACCAUGAUAUGGUUCAUGCUUUUUUGUUGGAAGAAAUGUUUCACAACUACCAUGUUUUUAUUGACUGUUCUUAAUAGUGUACUGUGAAAUUAACAUGAAGUCAUGAAUUAGUUAUUAUACAAUUAUUUUGAUAAAGCUUAAGAGUGAAAAGAUAAUCCUAUUUGUAAUUGUUUUACACAAAUGUUUGUUUUUAAUCAUUUGAAGGAAGUGAAAUAGCACAUGCAGCAUCUGAACUUGGACCAGCUCUGAUCUCACUGCAGAUUGGAAUUAUUUCCGUUCAGUAAAUAUGUUGCCUAAAAGGUUUCAUAACAAAAGCUGUAUAUCUCAUUUGUUGUUUGAUUGUUUUGGAAAUAAUUUCUGAUGUGCUGAUGUGCUAAAUCAAAGUUGUGUAAUUUAAAUUACCUUUCUAAAGCUUGUUCUUACAAACCUGUUUCCAAAAAAGUUGGGAUGCGAUGUAAAAUGUAAAGAAAAACAGAAUGCAGUAAUGUGCAAAUCAU
Molecule: messenger RNA, 3919 nt
Organism: Esox lucius (northern pike)
Lineage: Eukaryota; Metazoa; Chordata; Actinopteri; Esociformes; Esocidae
Product: natural resistance-associated macrophage protein 2
Exons: 15
Coding region: 681-2315 (544 amino acids)
Biological process (GO): metal ion transport
Cellular component (GO): plasma membrane
Molecular function (GO): manganese ion transmembrane transporter activity; cadmium ion transmembrane transporter activity; iron ion transmembrane transporter activity
Source: RefSeq, a predicted model, not a curated record